AUGCCCGCAGAUAUGCACCAUAAACCUUUGAUUAUAAAGGCUGACUUUGUUGAAAUACACAAACUAGUUGAUAAGAAGAAAAACACUUAUCUUUUUCACAAAGGUGAUUACACGGCUAUCAGCUCAGCUCUUGACCAGGUAAACUGCUCAGAAAGCUCCGGGUCUUCCUCCGAAGAAGAGGAGUCAGAUUCAUCUUCUUUAUCUGAUUCUUCGCUUCCUGGUUGUUCCGUCGUUGGGGCACUAGUUGAAGUAGUCGUAUUUGGUGCCGCAGUUGUUGUGGUAGUCGUAUUUGGUGCCGCAGUUGUUGUGGUGGUCGUAUUUGGUGCUGCAGUUGUCGUGGUGGUCGUAUUUGGUGCCGCAGUUGUUGUGGUGGUCGUAUUUGGUGCCGCAGUUGUUGUGGUGGUCGUAUUUGGUGCCGCAGUUGUUGUGGUGUCGUAUUUGGUGCCGCUGUUGUUGUGGUGGUCGUAUUUGGUGCCGCAGUCGUGGUAG
Messenger RNA from Parnassius apollo (apollo), 489 nucleotides. Lineage: Eukaryota; Metazoa; Arthropoda; Insecta; Lepidoptera; Papilionidae. The record is from the annotation of a GenBank genome assembly.